This is a messenger RNA of Fomitiporia mediterranea MF3/22, 1491 nucleotides long. RefSeq lists its product as uncharacterized. The coding region runs from base 1 to 1491 and encodes 496 amino acids. The transcript is spliced from 3 exons. Lineage: Eukaryota; Fungi; Basidiomycota; Agaricomycetes; Hymenochaetales; Hymenochaetaceae. The record is from RefSeq and is a predicted model, not a curated record.
AUGUCUGGUAUUGUCCAGCUUCCGCCUGAGUUAUGGACUCAUACUUUUCUCUAUCUUAGUGUAACAGACGAAGCCGCAAACUCGGACUCCUCCAAUUGGGCAAAGGUUGCGACCGGCAGCGGUGUUCACAGAGACGGUCCAUGUCGUCUAUUAUCCGAAAGCAACUCAGUAAAGCAUGCCAUUGGCCUUGUUUCUAGACGCUUUUACGAGCUUUCAAGGCCUCUUGCUUUGGAGUUUAUUACAUUGCAUACCUUGGAACAGGUACGGUGUCUGGCUCGCAUAUUUUCAGAGAACGCUCGGAUUGCCAAUGUUGCGAAGCGGUGGACCAGGCGGCUCGAUAUUCAUUUGCGGAUGGUUCCAAAGUCAGAAAAUUGCCCCGAACGUCGUUUGACUGAAGAGACAAAGAAGCAAGACGGAAGGAGGCCGCAAAACCUUCUUUCGGACUUGGAGUUGAUUAUUCGUACUUGCACCAAUCUGUCCUAUUUCACUUGCUGUAUCGAUCCAGACCUGAUUGAUAACGCUUUCAACAUCGAUGAUAUUCUUUUGGACGUCUGUGUUCCUCUGAGAGUGUUGCGUUGGCACUUCAAGCCUUGGACGAAAGUCGAGCUAUCCUCACUGCUUCCCGCUAUCCCCGAACUCCGGGUCUUGGACUUAUCCAUGGCCGAUCGUGUGCAACUUGUGACAUCAGAAUUAUACGAGCUCUCUCAUCUUCACACCCUCAUUGGACCCCCAGAAAUCAUAUUCCCACAUUUUGAGGCCAUUUCACUUCCAUCUAUCCGCACCGUAAUCUGUUCCGAAAGAGCACAUCAGAUAAUGCUCCUUCGAGGAGUCAGGCGAUUCUUCGCAUUCCAUGGCAACAAAAUAUCGAGCCUCGAUUUAGUGCACACUCGCGCCUACAAUUGGGAAGACAUUCUACCACUUUGUCCGAACGUUACAGAGGUGAUUUUGGAGGUGUUGGACACAAGGAUAUUGGAGGCAAGAUGGUCUUGCAUCAGAAGUAUCGGGAUAGUCGAUAGCAAAGCCAACACCGAGAAGGCAGCAGAUUUAUUAUUUUAUAUCUUGGGUGUCAUUGAUUCUCAGAGGGAAAAGGGUAAUUAUUUGGAAUUGGAGACUAUCCGUAUCAUGCAAGGAUCCGUCGUGCAGCUCCUCCGAAAACGGCACCUGAAGGCCACCCGGAUUCACGAAAGACGUUUACGCAGCUGGUCCGUUAAACUGGAGGAUGACAACGGAGAUUUGCUUAUAGGUUACAUCAUGAACUUUCAUGCGCUGCGGCGCCUUCGAGGCGUGUUUAACAGCGCCCCUCGACACAGGCACAGCUCACUUAUGGCGCACAUGCCGAGUCCACAUAAGCGAAGUGACCGAGAAUACUAUCAAACUUUGACCAUAUUAUUGCAAAUUAAAGCAUCGGCCAUUAAUGAUUCUGAAUCUCCCGAUCGAGAUGUAAACGAGCAAAGUGCUUCAUGGCGAUACAUCGAAGGCCUGCAGAUAUAA